Molecule: messenger RNA, 483 nt
Organism: Pseudovirgaria hyperparasitica
Lineage: Eukaryota; Fungi; Ascomycota; Dothideomycetes; Acrospermales; Acrospermaceae
Exons: 3
Coding region: 1-483 (160 amino acids)
Source: RefSeq, a predicted model, not a curated record
AUGGCCGAGCUGGCGGAAGAUCUUUUAGCGAUUGACCCGAUGUCUCCUGAGACUAGAGCUGCCUUCAUGCGCGUCUAUAACGCCGAUCCUGAUGAGGAUGAAGAUGCUGUUGAUUCUGUCCGCGGUAUCAUGGGGGAAAUCGCGUCAAUGACUCAUGAACCUAGGUGGAGGUUGGCAGAUAUCCAUAUUUACUGUGAUGGCGAUAGACGCUGGACUCUGGCACACGAUCGAACUGAGUUCCCGAGGCACAAGCUGCAGGAAUGGUUCCCUAACGGACCCGACCCGGAAGACGUGGAACUAUCAACCGGUGCGUAUGGUUGGAGUAACAUCAUUAGAAAACAGACAGUCGAUGCGCUCCUCAAUGCGGAUAAUUAUGCUCACUUUGGCAUGCUCGCCCUGUUGGACUCAUUGAAUUACAAGCUCCAUCCGAAUCCCACACAAGCCGCAGCUGGUGUCCUGGUACCGAAGCGUUCCCGUUGGUAA